AUGAUUUUCGCCUUUAUUAUGCCUGUUAUAAUGGGAGGUCUUACUAAUUAUUUUGCACCUGUUAUGGUUGGAUUUCCUGAUAUGGUUUUUCCUCGAUUGAAUAAUAUGAGCUUUUGGAUGUUUAUGGGUGGUUUUGGGUGUCUAGUUAGUGGGUUUUUGACUGAAGAAGGGAUGGGUGUUGGUUGGACCUUGUAUCCUACACUUAUUUGUAUUGAUUUUCACUCAAGUUUGGCGUGUGAUUUUGUUAUUUUUUCCGUUCAUUUUUUGGGUAUUUCCAGUAUAUUAAAUUCCAUUAAUGUUGUAGGUACAAUUUUUUGUUGUAGAAGGAAAUAUUUUAGUUUUCUCAUAUGGACUCUUUUUAUUUGA
Messenger RNA from Trypanosoma theileri, 366 nucleotides. RefSeq names its product cytochrome c oxidase subunit 1. NCBI's taxonomy places the organism in Eukaryota, Euglenozoa, Kinetoplastea, Trypanosomatida, Trypanosomatidae. The coding region runs from base 1 to 366 and encodes 121 amino acids. The record is from RefSeq and is a predicted model, not a curated record. The transcript has a single exon. Gene Ontology annotation, biological process: electron transport coupled proton transport; aerobic respiration; respiratory electron transport chain. Gene Ontology annotation, cellular component: membrane. Gene Ontology annotation, molecular function: heme binding; cytochrome-c oxidase activity.